This is a messenger RNA of Guyanagaster necrorhizus, 2106 nucleotides long. RefSeq lists its product as uncharacterized. The record is from RefSeq and is a predicted model, not a curated record. Lineage: Eukaryota; Fungi; Basidiomycota; Agaricomycetes; Agaricales; Physalacriaceae. Bases 1 to 2034 code for a protein of 677 amino acids. The transcript has 8 exons.
AUGGAUUUCCAUAGCCGGCGUGUUCUCACCAUUGACUACAAAGGGUCAUCGUUCUAUACGAAAUCUGACGGGAUAUAUCGGAAUGAAAGAUCGCCGUUAGCGGGGCUUCGCUAUGAACUGAAGAGCUACGAUGACCAUACGAAGUGGUGGUUUCGCAUCGAUAAAUCUCUCAAGUUCAAGUCUUCAAAAUUUCAAACCAAGCCACCACCGCCACCCAAAACCGCGCCUACACCUUUCCGCAGACCAGUUCCAAUUCCUUCGGCCAAGCAGCGCGUCGUUCGUUGCAUCUGGCCCCGAGAUCCCAAUGGACCUGUGUUGGCCGACCUACCUAGCGGCAAGGUCGCUGAGAACAAUCAGCGAGUCUGGGGCGCCACGCUUGAUGAUUUCUAUUACGUACGGCCUUUUCCUAAAGCUUCAAGCGUUACAACUAGGAUGUGCGGGAGCAGGCUGGCGGCGUGGAUGAAGGAGAUUCGGGAGGUUGAGCAUGCGAAGGAGGAGAUCAAGCGGGCCGAAGCGGAGGAACAUCCUCGAGAGGUUUUUCCGUGCGACAUCGGUAGACUUCUCGAUGACGAGGACUCCGGUACCCUGACUUGGAGACCAUUAGAGCAACUCGUAGUGGCGUACGUGGAGAAUGACGAAGAGAAUCUUGCUCCGACGAGGCCUCAGAAUCAUCCGGACAAAACAGCUUACGUGUUUCAGCAGCGAAUACCCUAUCAUCUUUUACCGGAAAAGCUUGUCGUCCACGACGACGGUGGUACUCUUCGUGCGUUGAACAACGAUUAUCCCAGGCUACCAAAGAAAAGUCACGUUUACCGACUCUAUGUCUCUUCCCACGUCAAGCAAGAUAUCGUUCAGCAGCGCUCGGCUGUUCAGAAAGAGCACGUUGCCGCCCAUUCUAAAGGCGGCAUGCUCUUCGUCCCCUCUUCUCUUGAAAUCGCCAUCGUCUCCCCAUCUUGCUGCACAGGCCCAGGCUCUGGGGCGAUCUUCGCCAAAUUUUCCAAAAAGCCAGCACUACCGCUUUCCACCCCGGAAGCGCAUCUGUACCUUUCACCCGAGCGCAUCGUUGGACGAGGGCAUCACUCCGUCGUGUACAGUGCCGAGUGGGAAGUCCCUCGUACAUGGCUACCCAGCUUCCAGCCAAGGGUUUGUGAGCAAUGCGCCUGCCGUGUGUUGCUGGAGAAGUUCAAGAAGGAUAUGCCUGAAGUAGAAGUGGACAAGACACAAUAUAUCGGGAACCAAAUAUCCAUCUUCGUCAUGGAGGCAGCCAGACGGUCGGGUGGAGUAGGUUCCAGAUGCGAGUCAGAUGUCGGCAAGAUAGAGACGGGGUGCGAAGGGCCGGUGCGGGAGAUUGACAUCGACGUACGGUGGCAGGGUCCUGGGACGUAUUGCGAGCACGAAAGACGCCGAAGCAACAAGACGACGUUCCGGACGCUUGUCACAGCGAAGCUCUCCUUCGAAUGCGAUGAACAUCUCGAACAAGAGGCGAAGAAUUAUCAGCAGUUCCCAGCGCAUUUCUUCCAGCAUUGGAGCGGAUACAACAUCGUGGCGCCGUUGCACGAUCCGACUCCCAUCGGGGCGGUUGUUCCCCAGUUCUAUGGGUAUUACGUGCCGGAGAGGGUUUAUGAUGAUGAUGGGGGAUACCUCAGUCCGAUCUUGCUAUUGGAAGAUUGCGGGACGCCUAUCGAUAUUGAUACCUUGGACAUUGAUGAUAGGCAGGAAUGCGCCUCCUUGCUGUUUCGUUUCCACCACGAAGGGUGGUUGCAUGGGUCGGUGUUUCCAAGAAAUAUCGUGGUGCAGCAUGGAGACGUCGAGGAUUGGCCGGAGUGUAGGAGACAUUCGGAUCGGAGGUUCAGGUUGAUUGACUUUGGGCGGUCAGAGAAGGGGGAUACGGUGACGGAGUCGUGGAAGGCGCAACAAUUGUUGAAGAAACGAGUACCUUUGCUAUUGAUUUCGUCAGCACGGGAUGAUGGACAUGUAAGCCGUAUCUUGAGCCUCUUCCGCUCUCUUCUUUGGACUGACACUUUGUUACUGUAGAUUUGGCGAUGAUGACACUCAUCGCCGCUCAGUAGACGGAUAUUUCAAGUGUCUGUCAUCAUUUGUUGUACG